AUGUCUGAAAUCAUGCUCGGGAUGGCGGUAGAUGAAGGCCGCAAUGGUCCCGAGUUCAAGAUGCUCACGCUCGAGCUCGGCGGAAACGAUGCCGCUAUCGUGCUCGACGACGACGUCGACCCCGCCGCGAUCGCAAAGACGAUCGUACAGGGUGUGCUGCACAACGCCGAGCAGACGUGCUUCGACAUGAAGCGCAUCUACGACUCGAUCUAA
This is a messenger RNA of Epithele typhae, 213 nucleotides long. RefSeq lists its product as uncharacterized. Lineage: Eukaryota; Fungi; Basidiomycota; Agaricomycetes; Polyporales; Epitheliaceae. Gene Ontology annotation, molecular function: oxidoreductase activity, acting on the aldehyde or oxo group of donors, NAD or NADP as acceptor. The transcript has 4 exons. The coding region runs from base 1 to 213 and encodes 70 amino acids. The record is from RefSeq and is a predicted model, not a curated record.